AUGUCUGGCCAAGUGAAUCGGCAACGUCGGUCCAAGGUUGCCUGCGAGCCAUGCCGGACCAGGAAGAGGAAGUGCAACGGCCGGCAACCCUGCGAGAUGUGCACAGAAUCCGAGUACAUAUGCCGCUAUGACCUGGGUUCACGCAAGAAACGAAACAAGAAUAUCACCCUGGAAAAUCUGAUAGCGGUCCAACCGGCGCAGACGCAGCAGGCGGAGUCGCAUUCUGUGUCCCCAAGGGCCCCGGCGCCGCCAAGUCCAUUACAGCUAGGUGAGCGAUUUACCAAUACUGUCCAGCAGUCGAUCGGACCAAAUUCAGGCGCAGUCUUUGUGCAGAACCUGGGCCUCAAGAUCGACCCUGUCAAUGCACUCGAUCCUCAGGUCUACGCGUGGAAUAUCGGGCGGCGGCAAUUGCCGGGCACCUUCACGGCGCUGUCGAUAGUAGAUAUCAUCUCCGAGGAGGAAAUGAGCGCGUUGACGCACGUUUACUUCGACAAGGUUGCUCCUUGCUACGGCUUCGUUGACCGGGAUAGCUGCUUUGAAUACGUCCGGUUGCGAUGGCAUCGACCGUCCGCUUUUGAACCGUGCGAUGUCGUUCUUUGCGGAGUGGCCGCGAUGGGCUAUUUAUUUUCUCAAAGGAAAGCAGUGGCUGCAGAGCUGCAUCUAAUCGAGUCGGCCAAGUCGGCUCUCGAACAUCGUUCUCCAGGCGAGAUACCACCACUGAUGCUACUCACGGGAUGGGCUCUCCGGGUUUCUUACCUGCGGUUAACGGCAUCGCCUCACACCGCUUGGAUGGCGAGCUGUACAUUACUCCACCUUAUUGACGCGUCGGGUCUGCACCUGGACCCGUCAUCUAGACAUGCGCUCCUACGACCGACGCAGAAUAUCGACGAUGAUAUCAGGCGUAGGCUCGUCUCCUUUGCCCAAUACAUCAACACGUGGGUGUCCUUUGACUUGGCAAGAUCACGAAUCAUCUUACACGGCGCGUCAUACACAACCCCGUCCAGUCGAGACGGAGAUUUCACGGCCGAGAUGUUGGAUUUGCUGCCCCUUUCUGAGAGUCUCGACCCCUUCACGCCGGUCGACGCAGUCCAGCUUACCGCCAUGCUCGUCAAUAUCAUGCAAAGCAGCCGCACGCAACCCCCGUCCGUUCUCUCUCAAUGUAACCUUGUCUUAUGCAUCUUCCGUCGUCUCCGUGCAGUUCACUCAACCCUGUCCGCGACCCUUAUGGGCCAAAUGCUGGCGUUAAUCACGAAAGCACUCGCCUGCGCCAGGGAAUUAGUUGACGCGAACUGUCCAUGGAGUCACGUCGCUAAUGUGCCCUUCCAAAUUAUCUGCACGCUACUAGCGGCGGAUAAUCCAGAGUCGUUGUCUCUGUUAGACGACGCGGUGCAGACUCUCAAAUACGUAACGGAUGUCUAUGACACUGAGGUACUGAGGGAUGCAUACCGGACGGCUGGCUCCUUGAUUCUAUUGCAGCAGAGGCGAAAGGAUCACGAUGCGGCGCGUCUGAACAGUAUCUUGGGCAUACACUUCGCCCAUGACCAUGAAACCAUAUCACAGCGACGACAGAGUAUGCAGGAUUCCGAGUCUUUUAGAGACUUGGUCGCGGAUUUGACCAGUUUGGAGAAUUUUGAUUUUGCGCAGUUCUUUAUCGCGGAUAAUCCUUGGAAUGCGCUGGGAAUGGACAGUUGA
Messenger RNA from Aspergillus pseudoviridinutans, 1692 nucleotides. Its product is annotated as putative C6 transcription factor. The transcript has a single exon. Bases 1 to 1692 code for a protein of 563 amino acids. The record is from RefSeq and is a predicted model, not a curated record. NCBI's taxonomy places the organism in Eukaryota, Fungi, Ascomycota, Eurotiomycetes, Eurotiales, Aspergillaceae. Gene Ontology annotation, biological process: regulation of DNA-templated transcription; DNA-templated transcription; response to xenobiotic stimulus. Gene Ontology annotation, molecular function: DNA-binding transcription factor activity, RNA polymerase II-specific; zinc ion binding; DNA binding.